CCUUUCUUAUUUGCCCCACCCAGAUUACGUUCCAACCUCCAAACAUCAACACAAAAAAAAUAAUAAUAAGAAGAAAUGAGAUGAGAUGAGUCAACUGAGGUGGCAUCGUCUUAAACCUUGUUCCCAUUUGAAAUACCCCGCGACUUAUCAUGCCAACCGCUUCCAUCACUGCAGUCAGUCGCGCCUUGGGAUGGAACCUUGUUUUUCUCGCCGGAUCUCAAGCUGAAAAAUUCGCUGGCGUCUUUAGUCUUCCUGGCAGCGAUACUCUCACCUAUCGUCACAUUAUCGACGAGUUUCGCCUUUGCUCCGACUUGGCCACUGUGUCAAGAACCGCAGACUUUUGGCACCGCGUUGCAUUCUUUCAGGCGGGCAUACAAGGCGGGCUUAGGCGUCCAGGUAGGAAGAAAACACACUGCUCUUGUCAACAUUGACGGAGGUCUUGUUUCAGCUGCUUGGCGGCUCAGCACAACGGAUAAAGACACAACACCAGCGGUAGACAGGGGGAUGCGAGU
Messenger RNA from Fusarium redolens, 512 nucleotides. RefSeq lists its product as uncharacterized. The record is from RefSeq and is a predicted model, not a curated record. NCBI's taxonomy places the organism in Eukaryota, Fungi, Ascomycota, Sordariomycetes, Hypocreales, Nectriaceae. The transcript has a single exon. Bases 150 to 431 code for a protein of 93 amino acids.